This is a messenger RNA of Ananas comosus (pineapple), 1924 nucleotides long. Its product is annotated as serine carboxypeptidase-like 34. NCBI's taxonomy places the organism in Eukaryota, Viridiplantae, Streptophyta, Magnoliopsida, Poales, Bromeliaceae. Gene Ontology annotation, molecular function: serine-type carboxypeptidase activity. The transcript is spliced from 10 exons. Gene Ontology annotation, biological process: proteolysis. The record is from RefSeq and is a predicted model, not a curated record. Gene Ontology annotation, cellular component: vacuole. Bases 208 to 1656 code for a protein of 482 amino acids.
AAAAGAGAAGGAAUCUUUUUUCUAUGUCCUAUAUAAAUGUGAGGAAAAGAAGGAUGAGAAGAAGCAACUUUGGUGCAAUCGAAUAAGCUUAAGAGGGAUAUAUAUUAACAUACAAGGGUCCACCCCCCUUAUGCUAUAAAUAUACAAUAGCUAAAGCCACUCCCCUUGUCAUUUGAAGAACCCUUGGGACCAGCAAUAAUUCUCCAAAUGAGUGCCUUGAUCUCUAUCCCUUCUUGUUUCCUCCUUAGUAUCCUUCUCUUUUCCUCUUACUUGGCUCUUGUUGAGUCAUACAAAUUGGACCCUGAGGUCCAAAAGCAACAAGAUGCUGAUCGCGUGAUCCGACUCCCGGGCCAGCCGAUCGUGAACUUCGAGCAGUACGCGGGGUACGUGACUGUCAACGAGAGCCACGGCCGCGCGCUCUUCUACUGGUUCUUUGAGGUCUCUCAUGAUGUGGAGAAGAAGCCUCUUGUUCUAUGGCUCAAUGGAGGACCUGGUUGUUCUUCUAUUGGGUAUGGAGAAGCAGAGGAGCUUGGGCCUCUUUUGAUGCAAAAAGGGGUGCCCCAACUAAGAUUAAACAAGUACUCGUGGAACAAAGAGGCCAAUUUGAUUUUUUUGGAGUCUCCUGUUGGUGUUGGAUUUUCAUACACAAACACAAGCUCCGAUUUGCUUCAUCUCGGCGACAAAAUUACAGCCGAGGACUCGUACGCAUUCCUUGUAAAUUGGUUUAAGAGGUUUCCACAGUUCAGGUCCCAUGAAUUCUACAUUGCUGGAGAAAGCUAUGGAGGACAUUAUGUUCCAGAACUCUCUGAGAUGAUAUUCGACGAAAACAAAAGUGGCCCUAAGGAGAAUUAUAUCAAUUUCAAGGGUUUCAUGAUAGGUAACGCGUUAAUGGACGACGACACUGAUCAGAACGGAAUGAUCGACUACGCCUGGGAUCAUGCCGUCAUAUCCGAUCGAGUGUACCACGACGUAAAAACGAACUGCAACUUCAGCGAAGUGAAUGUUACAAAUGCCUGCAACAAUGCGCUGAACGAGUACUUCGCCGUUUACAAUAUCAUCGACAUGUAUAGCUUGUACUCCCCCGUCUGCGUCGAGAACACGUCCACCGCCUCUGCAACGAAUAAGCACUUUUGGAUUGAGGGCGCGUCCCCUAAGCUCUUCUCGAAGUUUAAAGAGUGGUUUAAGAAGCCUGCGGGUUACGAUCCCUGCGUGUCGGACUAUACAGAGGUGUACUUCAAUAGGAAAGAUGUUCAAGAAGCACUUCACGCGAAUGUUACGAAUAUUGGAUACAAUUGGACUCACUGCAGCAAUGCGAUCAACCAAUGGAACGAUGCACCGGCGUCUAUGCUACCGAUCAUUCGGAAGCUCAUCGACGGCGGAAUCAGGGUGUGGGUUUACAGCGGCGACACUGAUGGAAGAAUCCCAGUCACGUCAACAAGAUACACGCUCCGCAAACUUGGCCUUCAAACUAUUCUAGAGUGGACGCCGUGGUAUGACUAUGAGCAGGUCGGAGGGUGGACGGUAAUCUUCGAAGGGCUAACAUUUGUUACGAUCCGCGGAGCUGGCCACGAAGUCCCCCAGUUCAAGCCGAGACAAGCUCUGUCGCUUUUCAAACACUUCUUAGCAAAUCAACAAAUGCCUCCUAAGGCAUUUUAACGGUCGAUCGAUCGGCUUCUGCGAUUCGGAACUUUUGCGCGUUUUGUUCGCUGUAUCUGUAGCUUAAUUCGUCUUAAGACUUGCGAUUUUUCAUUCUACCAAUUGAACUAGAGAAAAUGAAGGGUUAUUCUAGAAACAUGUGCAAGUUAAGUGUUUUCUUAAGAAAGUCAGUGUAAGGCUGAUUUGAUUCAUGUAGCGAAAUUAUACAAGCAAUUGUAUUAUAAAGAUUUCGCAAUAAAGAGCUCGAUGCUGAUUUAUAACGCGCUAA